AUGGCCACGAGCAUAACGGCAGCGGCGGCGGCGUCGCUGCGUUCCGGCUACGUCCUCCUCGCCGCCCUGGCCGCGCUGCUCGCCGUGGCGGCCGGUGGCGACCCGGGGAAGAUCGGGGUGUGCUACGGCCGCGUGGGCGGCAACCUCCCCGCGCCCGAGGCGGCCGCGGCGCUGCUGAGGAGUAACGGGAUCACCAAGGCGCGGCUCUUCCUGCCGGACCAGGCCGUGCUCCCCGCCUUCGCCGCGGCCGGCAUCGACCUCACGGUCGGCGUGCCCAACGAGAACCUCACCUUCCUCUCCGCGGCCGGGCCCGAGGGCGCGCUGCAGUGGCUGCGCUCCAACGGACUCGCCAGCGGCCCCGUCGCCGGCCGGCUCCGCUACCUCGCUGUCGGCAACGAGGUGCUCUACAACAACCAGUUCUACGCGCCGCACCUGGUGCCGGCCAUGCGGAACCUGCACGCCGCGCUGGCCUCCCUCGGGCUCGACGGCGCCGUCAAGGUCUCCUCGGCGCACGCCUCGUCGGUGCUCGCGUCCUCCUACCCGCCCUCGGCCGGCGCCUUCGACGCCGCCCAGAUGGACGUGCUCCGGCCCAUGCUGCGGCUCCUUGCCGACACCGGCGCCCCCUUCAUGCUCAACGCCUACCCGUUCAUCAGCCACGUCGGCGACCCGGCCAACGUGCCGCUCGCCUACGCGCUCGGCGCCUCCGACGAGCCCGUGGUGCGCGACGGCGCGCUGGCGUACGCGGGCCUGUUCGACGCGACGGUGGACGCGGUGGUGGCGGCGCUCGAGCGGGAGGGCUUCGGCGGGGUGCCCGUGGCGGUGACCGAGACCGGGUGGCCCACCGCGGGGCACCCGGCCGCGACGCCGGAGAACGCCGCGGCGUACAACGGGAGGAUGGCUGAGAGGGCGGCGCGGGGCGCCGGCACGCCGCGCCGGCCCGGGGCGCCCGUGGAGGUGUUCCUGUUCGACCUCUACGACGAGGACGGCAAGACCGGCGCCGAGUUCGAGCGCCACUUCGGCAUCUUCAGGGCAGACGGCGUCAAGGCCUACAACAUCAACUUUGCCUAG
Triticum turgidum subsp. durum (durum wheat) is the source of this 1068-nucleotide messenger RNA. NCBI's taxonomy places the organism in Eukaryota, Viridiplantae, Streptophyta, Magnoliopsida, Poales, Poaceae. The record is from the annotation of a GenBank genome assembly.